Messenger RNA from Punctularia strigosozonata HHB-11173 SS5, 651 nucleotides. RefSeq lists its product as uncharacterized. NCBI's taxonomy places the organism in Eukaryota, Fungi, Basidiomycota, Agaricomycetes, Corticiales, Punctulariaceae. Gene Ontology annotation, molecular function: acyltransferase activity, transferring groups other than amino-acyl groups. The record is from RefSeq and is a predicted model, not a curated record. Bases 1 to 651 code for a protein of 216 amino acids. The transcript has 7 exons.
AUGCCAGAAGGGAUAACGAUCCGGACCUUGAAGAAUCCGACUAAGGAGGAGCUGGACGAUGCCGCAGAGGUACUCGUAGAAGCAUUACUCGACAAAUCGAUCACUCAGGCUGCAUGCGGCGGCGAUAAAUCCAAAAUGUUUGCGUUCCACCGCAGUUGCAUAGCUGCUGCUGCAAUUGGAGGUAAACUCGUUAUCGCCGAGACGGACAUGAAACAGGUCAUCGGCGCCGUUACAUACAUGGGCCCCGGGAAAGAGUUGAUGGGCGACGACGAACAACAGGCACAAGGAUUCCUGGACUUUCUAUCAACGCUACCGUCCGACAUAGUGACAUGGUGGAUGGAAAAGUUUCUCCCGGAGUAUGCCGCCAUCACAGACACCAUCAUCGGACCAGGAGUUAAGACUAGUGCAUGGUCCAUAAACAGUCUAGGCGUCGCCCAAGACUUCAGGGGACGCGGUAUUGGGCGUGCACUCAUUGAAGCGGGUGAAAUUCUCGCGAGGGCUGAUAAAGUUCCCAUGUUCGGAGAAACUGAGCAUAUAGAGAACCUUCGCAUGUUCGAACAUUUAGGUUACGAGCUCAUUGGACAGCAAAGGCUGACCGGAGGCGGACCGGUCAAGGACAUUGAUGUUUAUGUGCUGAAGAAGGAGUUUUAG